GUGUGUCUUCUAUCAUUCUGUAUAGUGUACUCACUCUAAUGACUUUAGUUGCAAAUCUUGUGUAUUUUGAGGAAGUUAUCUACCUGUUAAGAAACGUUCCUGCCACAAACCGGAGAACAACUAUAAUGUGGGUCAGUGGAGUUUCAUCUGUGGUGGCAACUACAUCUUGUGUCGGGAUGUUCAUUCCUCUGGCAUCAAUGAUCACAGAUUUAACGACAGUAGUGUAUUUUGCAAUAGCAUUUCACAAGUUCCAAGAGAUGAUGAUAGAAGAAUUUGGUGGAGAUGAGGCCUUUUUGAAAAGAUUUGAAAAUACACCAAUGACGUUUAGUACAGGACCCUGCUGUUGUUGCUGUCCAUGUUUACCAACUGCAAAGACUUCAAGGCGCUUGAUGUUCUUGCUGAAAUUGGGAACAUUUCAGCUUGCUUUCUUACGGCCAGUCCUAAUGAUCUUCACAUUAGUCCUUUGGGUUAAUGGAACAUUCAUCCCAGAUGACUUUUCUCCUAGUGGACCUGCCUUAUGGAUUAAUAUUUCCCUUGGUGUGUCCACAGUGUUUGCACUGUGGUCACUUUCAAUUGUAUUUUACAAAGUCAAAGGUGAACUUAAAAAUCAGAAGAUUAUGCCCAAGUUCCUCCUUUUUAAGAUUUCAUUCAUUCUUAAUCAACUGCAAGCUUUAAUUAUCAAUAUAACAGCAUCAGCAGGUAGCAUAGCCUGUGCACCUCCGUUUUCACCUGCAGCCAGAGGAGCAUACAUGAAUCAGCAACUUCUCAUCAUGGAAAUGUUUCUUAUCACUUUAUUAUCACAAAUCUACUACAGGAGGAAAUACAAUGGACAAGAAACAGAUGAAACGCGGCCUGCAGUAAAACCACAAAAUGGUCGAAACGAUGUUAGUGAUACCAUAACAGAAGGUGAAAGCUCAAAUGUGUAAAACAGCAAUAAAACACCUUCCUCAUGACAAGGAUUCAUGUUACAUCAUCAAUCGUUUCUCACUACUUGUUUAGCCCUUUUCCAAACACUACCCUCUCAAUGCAAUAGCUCCAAUGUAUUUGGUUUGAUUCUCAGUGAUAUUAACACUUGCAGGAACAACUGAGGUGUUUUUUGUCUCCACAAGUGACUUUGUAGAGCCAUUCUUGCUGCUGUGUGGUGAUACCAGUGAGCAUUUUGAAUAGGGGUGGAGGGAAUUGAAAUGGCCCAGCGAUCUGAACCAUGGCCAUAUCAGUAGUAUUUGUGGGAAUUUUAUAGAUUUAGUAGAGAUUGGGGAAAGAAUGUGUUAUCGGGGUGAUGGCAAGCUUCCUUUAAUAAUUGUGUUCCUUUGCUGCUGUUAUCAUAUAUGGAUUUGGGAGGUUAGAACACGCCAGAUGAUUCCCAAAAUGGAUUGGACAUGGUCUUCAAAGCAAUGAAAAUUAACGUGUUAAUUCCUCGACAGUUAACUCGCAUGGUAUUUGCAGAUGGAUUAAGGCUGAUUCCCUG
Messenger RNA from Chiloscyllium plagiosum (whitespotted bambooshark), 1468 nucleotides. NCBI's taxonomy places the organism in Eukaryota, Metazoa, Chordata, Chondrichthyes, Orectolobiformes, Hemiscylliidae. The record is from RefSeq and is a predicted model, not a curated record.